UCCGACGGUCACGUUCAAUUGAACCCAAAACAAUGUUUUCUCGCUCCAUCUUCCCCCCAUUCGCCUCGGACGACAAAUGCACAAGAACGAAUAUACGCGCAAUCGCGGAGACUCGAGCAUCUCCCAAUGCCAGGAAUCCCCAAAUCCACGGCCUGUCGCAACUGCAAAGUCCGCCGAACCAAAUACGUUCACGUUGGCUCUGAUGGAAGCGGCCACAAGCAUGCUUGGUCUGAGAGCGCUGAGUGUUGGUCUGGGGUCGUGUCAGCGUCGUCGCCAUCAAUGAGCGAGGGACAAGAGAGGCGAGCCGGUCAGCGCUUGAAUAAAGAGGGGUUGCUUUCCCAUUUCUACCGCUAUUCCAUUCCCAGCCCUGGGCAGAAACUAACAACUGACGGGGACCGCGUUGCUGCUCGCCUGGUCACACAUCUGCAAAGUGCACCGAACAGAGGCUUGGUGCUGCAGACUAAGUACAUGAAGCAUCUUCCCAGGUGUAUGGAGACUUGCCCUGCUCUCCGUGACUCAAUAGACCUAUUCUGUUCAGUUUGGCAUAGAUACCGCCGAACUGAGAGAACAGACAAUCUUGCGCACCUAGCAGAGUACGGGCGGGCUAUACGGAGUCUCAGGUCUACCUUGGCCCAGGGAGAUUAUGGUAUAACUGUUGAAACCCUAGCCGCAAUCACCAUUUUAGGGCGGACUGAGUCAUUGUUCGAUUCCAGAAAUGACGCCCCUUAUAUUCACGAGCUGGGCAUAGCCAGCCUCAAUGAGCGGCUGGGGCCACCGAAAGCAGGAGACGAGCUACAUUCUGCUCUCGUUGCAGAAAACUAUAUUGUGCUAACAGUUCCGCUGACGGAUUUCUUGCAGGUUCCCUACUGGACGCGAAUGAAGGAUUGUGAUUUCUUCAUGAAUAAAGGGUCUUGGGACGAAGCCUCGGCGAAUGCAACAGCAGACUUAUUUCAAAACCAGGCUCUCAGAACCCAUGGGAAAGCGGCAUUCAAAGCCUCCCAGGCGGUAUGCGGUAGACUACCGUCGUAUUAUCGUGAUUGUCAUACCAUCCACUCCAGCACCAACAGGAACGACCCAAGCGUUAUGUGCUUGGCCCGAAAGUUGAUGGCUGACCUCAAACAGAGGCUUGAUACCAGCGCAAAGGCGAAUGGCGAGUUAUUUGAGAAGGCCAAAGAACUAGGGGUUGUAAGAGAGAUCAAUGAUCCUAGUUCUAUUACCGGAAAAAGCUACCAAAUCACUGAUGUCAGCUUGUUCCAAGUGAACAUGUGCUGGAUGACGGCUCAGAUCCUUGUUCUAAAAAUGCUCUUCGACUGCAGCGUCGUUUACCCCGAGUAUGCAGACCCGGCUGCGUUGCGGGCCCUCCUCAGGAAAGAGUCGAUCCAUGUUUGGAACUUUAUACCAGCUCUCUUUGAGCUGGAAUCCUUUGUCGCCGUUACAUCGCUAGAUGUAAUCUACCCCACGAUCGAAGUCGCCACGAGGGAAGAGAAGGAAUACCUCCUUGAUGUUCUUGCUUCCUUGGAUAGAUAUCGGCAGGCUUUGCCCACGGACAGAGUCUUGCUAGACAAGGCCAUUGUGUCUUACUCGGCACUCUUUUCAGGACGCCUGUCUCCCAAUGCUCCCCUAGACUUCGAGACUUGCAAGUGGCAUACAAAGAUACCGAAGCGCCGCCAACUUUGA
This is a messenger RNA of Clonostachys byssicola, 1677 nucleotides long. The record is from the annotation of a GenBank genome assembly. Lineage: Eukaryota; Fungi; Ascomycota; Sordariomycetes; Hypocreales; Bionectriaceae.